Molecule: messenger RNA, 1692 nt
Organism: Crotalus tigris (Tiger rattlesnake)
Lineage: Eukaryota; Metazoa; Chordata; Lepidosauria; Squamata; Viperidae
Gene: ANKRD16
Product: ankyrin repeat domain 16
Exons: 8
Coding region: 185-1306 (373 amino acids)
Molecular function (GO): protein binding
Source: RefSeq, a predicted model, not a curated record
GUCACUUCCGGGUUCUGUAUAGUAUCUUGCCGUAACGUCGGUUGUUCCGCUACAGAUGCUCCCAGCUGCUUUCCAGAUGUUUUUGUCUAAAGUGCUUUUAGAAAAAAACGUGAAAACUGGGAUGAAAGAGGUCGCCCAAAGCUGAGUUGACUCUUGUGCCUGGGUCUUUCUCUCUGGACCAGCGAUGGAGGGAGGAGAAAUCGCCAACCUCUUUCCCCGGCUAAUACGGGAAGGGAUGUUUACUCUUCUCAAAGAACAGAUUGAAAACGUUGCUGAUCUGGACAGAGACGUGAGGCAGAAGCACUGGGAGAAGUCGGGAGACACCUUGCUCCACUUUGCAGCCAGGCACGGCAAGCUGGAUAUCUUGCGUUACCUCAUUGAGAUCCUAGGAAUGAACGUUGAGCUGGUGAACCAGGACUACAAGCGUCCCCUCCACGAAGCUGCCUCCAUGGGCCACCGGGAUUGCGUCUUGUACCUUCUGGAACGGAGAGCCAUUGUGGACUGCUUGAAAAAAGCCGACUGGACUCCUCUUAUGAUGGCUUGUACGAGGAGGAACUUGGAGAUCAUCCGAGAUCUUGUCCACCAAGGUGCCAACCCGCAGCUAAAGAACAAGGACGGUUGGAAUUGUUUCCACAUUGCCAGCCGCGAAGGAGAUCCAGGGGUCAUCCAAUACUUGCUGGAUGCUUUUCCGGACAUUUGGGAUACAGAAAGCCGGAUCGGAAGGACCCCCCUCCACACAGCAGCGAUGCACGGGCGCCUGGAAGUCGUGAAAAUCCUCCUUGAAAGGUGCCGCUACACGCCGGACGUUCGGGACCACUGCGGGAUCACCCCUUUUGUGGACGCUAUACAAAACGGCCACUUGGACGUUGCCCAAGUGCUUCUAGAGAGAUACCAGGCUGACUGUAAGAUCCGAGAUGCUCUGGGCAACCAGCCGUUGCACCGAGCUGCAAUCACAGGACAGGAGGAGGCGCUACAGUUCCUGGUGUCCGAUCUUGGGGUUGAUGUCGAUGAAAAGGCCACGGUCCUCGGUCUCACUGCCCUGCAUUAUGCGGCAAAGGAAGGGCACAAGGGUACGAUCCAAUGUCUGCUUUCCUUGGGGGCGUCCCUGCAUGUGCAGGAUAAGAAGCAUCGAACUGCGCUGCACAUGGCUUCUGCAAGACAACACGCACCCUGUGUGCGUUUCCUCCUGCAGGCAGGUUUAAAGGAUUCUCCAGACGACACCGGGAUGUACGCCAGGCAGCUGGCGAAGAAACCUGACCUUCUCCAGCUCUUUGAGGAGAACAGACUUGGUGGGAACGAGCAUUAAAAAGACACACACACACACACACACACACACACACACACACACACACCCUAAUUUCCAACUCUUUUCUGGUAUAACAUAUGAGCAAAAGCUUCCCAGAGGCUCUUUCCCAAAAUGUUAUAAGGGGGAGGAGUCUUUUAGUCGAUGGGGAAUUCUGGUAGUUGAAGGCCACACAUCUGAAAGUUGCUGAGGAUGAGGAACAGUGGCCUAGCGGCUAGCCCAGUGGUGGCGAACCUAUGGCGUGCGUGCCAGAGGGGGGCGCUCGGAGCCCUCUCUGGGCACGCGUGCCUCGCUCUUUGGCUAAGUUUUCACAGAAAAAAAAGCUGUUUCUCAAGCCCCUUCCUAGCCAAAACAAGCUUCCAGAGCGAGCGGGCUGUUUUCAGCUUUGA